CACCACCUCUCCUGAUUUCUUCUCUGCUGCACUUGGCGAUCAUAUCGGCCGGCAGGGAACGAAAAUGCCAACGGGAUGAAGGGACCUUAGGCCUUGUAUAUACAAAAUGUAAAACGUCUACGAUUUCAUCGACGUGCAGUUUGCUUCUCGAUGAUUGCAGAGAUAUGAGCUCAAUCCGUGUGUUUUAUCCACCGCCGUCUCGAGGCUCGGGAAAAUGUACCUGACUAUUCUUGAUCGCAGUUUUUUCGCUAACAAAAGAAGACAUCCGAAAAAACACUAAAAGAGCACGACAGAAGGAUCGGUCCAGGUGCCCCCACCUAAUGGAGAAGGUUGGCAAGGUGUGGAGCAACCUGAAGAGGGGAUGUCAAUCUCUGAUCCACUCAGAGGGGGGUACCCGUGUUGAAUCACCACCACAGCUUCAACCACAAGCAGACACGAUAUGCCACAAUGUGGAAAAGGCCCAGGGAGACGGCACACUGGAGGCACCUAGUCCCUCCGGCAGUGUUGCAGCACUCCCUCUUGUGGCAUGGAGGACCAGUGGAAGUGUGGCACGACAGGGCCAUAACUGUGUAGCAGAUAUGCCCCAGAUACUAGAGAUCACAGUUGAGCAGGACACUGAUGAUGCUCGUGCCCCCCUGGGAUCCCGCAGGGACUCUUACUCACGUCAUGCACCGUGGAGCGGAAAGAAGAGACACUCGUGCUCCACUAAAGCUCAGGGUUUGCUGGAGACCACAGAUCGGCGAUCGGGACGAUCUCGGCGCAGGCAUGGGAUUGGUAGCAGUCAGAAAGAGCUGGAGCCGGGGGCAACACGCUCACUACGCCAGCAAAUUCAUGACACAGUGGGCCUGUGCCUCCCAUUGCGCUCAUCCUCUCAAAGCACCCACCUUCCACCACCCAAACGUAAGAUCCAAAUCACUGAGCUCAUGCUGGAGACAUGCCCCUUCGCACCGGGAUCAGACCUUGCCCGAAAAUGGCAUCUUAUUAAACAGCACACAGCACCAGUCACAUUGAUGCCAGCAGAGUCAUUCUCAGAUGCCUGUGGCGCUAGUUGUGCAGCACCAGAAGAUGAGGAGGAACGUUUGAGAGAAAGAAGGCGACUAAGCAUUGAGGAGGGUGUGGACCCACCCCCAGAUGCCCAGAUCCACACUGUGGAGGCCAUCACGGCCCCUCUAGCUUCUCUUUAUAAGCUGGGACCUAAGCUGGCCCAUGGAGUGGGUGAGGCCCUAAGUGACAGCCAGGGGGCAAUGGCAGUUAACUGUGACUCUGAGGAUGAUGACACCACCACUCUCUGCUUGCAAGCUCGCAGGCCCAAACAGCGGCAUGCUUCAGCGGAGGGCCAUCUGGGCUGCAAGCAGCCAGGGCCUUGGAAAGUACACACCCAGAUCGACUACAUCCACUGCCUGGUUCCGGAUCUCCUACAGAUCACGGCACUGCCCUGCUACUGGGGUGUUAUGGACCGUUAUGAGGCCGAAGCGCUGCUGGAUGGUCGGCCCGAGGGCACUUUUCUGCUUCGCGACUCUGCUCAAGAAGACUACCUGUUCUCUGUUAGCUUCCGCCGCUACGGCCGUUCGCUGCAUGCACGCAUCGAGCAGUGGAAUCACAACUUCAGCUUUGAUGCACACGACCCCUGCGUGUUCCACGCAGCCACCGUCACCGCACUAUUGGAGCACUACAAGGACCCUAGCGCUUGCAUGUUUUUUGAGCCGCUGCUCACCGUGCCUCUGCACAGGACCUUCCCUUUCGGUCUGCAAAGCCUGGCCCGAGCCGCCAUUUGCCAGGGGAUCACCUACGAUGGCAUCAGGGCACUGCCACUGCCCCCUGCUCUGCAGGACUACCUCACGGAGUAUCAUUAUAAGCAGAGGGUGCGCGUACGCUGGCUUGAGAGGGAGCCAAUCAAGGCCAAGUGAAGCAUGGCAGCGUACUUCCUAACUCUCUAACAGGAGUAGUCCAUUCAGCACUUUGCAGAGGUGGAGGAAUUCAUUUUUUUUGGCAAGGAAGGGUUUUGAUGUUUGAGGAUGGAGGUAUGGAAGGAGGGACCUGAAACUGAACACAAUAUAUAAGCUUCUAUUUAGUGGUCGACCGAUAUAUUGCAGAGGCCAAUAAAUCAGCCGAUAUUCUGACUUUUUUUUAAUUAUUGGCAUCGGGCGAUAAAUGUUCCCAUUUGGCCAAUUUUUAUUUUUUUUCUUGAGGGCACCGAAAAUCACCUGCUUGCAUGUGAAGCGACUGAGACAUGUAAACGACCAGUCACGGUUCGUUUUAUUAUUACGUGCCAUCGUGUUACUACAAUAAUAGACCGGUAUGCAACACAGUCUCAUUUAAACGAUCCGCAAAUCAGAGCCACGGCAGACGCGCUUGAGCUUACAUUGUUAAAGUGCUCAUCUGUUUCAUUCUCCCUCUCCUCAACAGUUCCCUGUAACUUUAACUGUCUUGUCUCUGAUCUCGUUUAAACAGAUGUAAUAAACCAACCUGACACAAGAUCCAGCAUCCUGUGGAGCACACAUAAAUCUUCCUAUGAAGCACGUAUUCUAACAAUCUAUCCUCAACAGUUCCCUGUAACUUUUAUAAUGAUAAAAGGCAAAUAUCAAUAAAGCUUGUAUUAUAUACUGUUUGAAAAUAUGCAGAUAUCUUGUACAACAUUCAUGAUCCUCAUGAAAAUCCAGCGUUUUCUUUUCAACGAGCGCUCAUCUAAUAUCUUCCUCUGAAGCGCGUAUUCCAUCAGCCAGAAUCAAAAACUUCAGGAUCAAAGGUUCGUCUCAUUCACAAAUUAUGACAGUCACUCUGUGACAAUCCAAGUAGGCGAUCCAGGCUGUUUAAACUGUCAGGAGAUUGAGUGUCGUGCUGGAUCUGCAUGAGCACAUGAGUGCAACUUCAAGGCUGCGUCCGAAACCAGGAAAAUGCUGCCUCUGGAGGCUGUGUAUGUAUGUGUGUAAGGUGCUUUUCCAACUGUUCGGAGUCCAGUUUCCUUAAGAGAUCCAUUCAUUCAAAACAGAUGUCAGUUAAGCCAUUAACUGAUUAGGCAGCAAGAUAGCAAGUCAGCUGCCUACGUUUUCGGAUGCAGCCCAAGGUAAAAGUGCGUCGCGUGUGCUAUAAGUAAAUGUCUUAUUCACUAUGCACUGUAUGUACAAUUGGUUUGAUUCAAUAUUUUUUAAGUAAAUGCGAUUUGCUAAUGUGGACAUGCCACCCAUGGUUGCUGCACUACUGUGUGUACUGAUAUUUCCUUCUUCCUAAUAUAUUAACAAUUUCUUCAUGUGCAAACAAAUUACUAAAAUUUGAUGACUAAGCAGAAAUCUGAAGAAUCUGCUAUCUACCAUUUAAAAUUAUUUUUUAGUUUUGUGUGAAAUUUAGUAAAUAUAGUGCUAAAUAAGAGUUUAUUAUUAUUAUUUUAGCAAAUUACUAUAUUAAAUGGUGUGAUAUAUCAGCAUUGUAUCAGCCUAUUGGACACCCUGCUCUCUGGAUAUCGGCAUCGGCCAUUAAAAAACACGUAUCAGUCGACCACUACUUAAUUGUUUUUUUUUUUUGUUAUCACUCUAACAAAGAAAUGCAUAUACAGUUCAAAGUGGCUCUCCAGUGUGCACAUUUCACUACAGCUUCUGGACUAGGCUGAUGCAGCAGAGGUCUUAAUGCUAGGGUAUACUUAGUUUUUCUGGUUGUAAUUACAUCUUUUGCACAGUUGAGUGCUAUAGCCUUGCAAAUUAUACUUUUUGACAACGACUAUUUGACUCUGUACAGAUGCGUUCAACGCAUGCGCACUACAACUGAUACUCUAAGACAGCCAACGCCAGGGGCAUGUGGAGAUGGCACGCACAGACAUGGACUGUCCACGUGUCUAGAACAACCUGCCUACAUGCGCACAGUAUGAACGUACUGUUGACGAAAUUUGCGCUACAUGCACUGUGCGCGAGAUGAAGCACGUGGAAAACUGAGGUAAACUUUGGCCUUUAGUCUCACUUUCCCUCCUCCCUCAGUUCCCAUGGCCUUACUCAAAGGAAACAAGAGGGCUGCACUUCUACAAGAUGUUUUCAUGCCCCUUUCAAACAUUCUUUAACUGCUUGGCUAUGUGGUUUCACCUUGUUAUUUCAGUUGUGCUGCCAAUUCACUUCCCUGUCUGCCCUUAAUUCCCUUGCAUUUAAAUUGCAUUGUUAAUUAUUUUUGUCAAUGUAAUAUUGUUGACAUAUUUUGAUGGGAGGGGCUUUUUUCUAGCUUCUUACAUCAUCCUUAGCUUUCAUGGUGCUCUGUCAGAGGUUCCCAUGGUAACAUUCUGUGCUCAUUCCAUGGUUAGAGAAGGCAUUCUAGAGUAGGAAAUAAAAAAGUGUUUUGUCCUGCUCAUAAAGAACAAGGCAGAAAAAUACAUGAAAGAUGGAUUGACUUGCAGUGGAGAGAAGGGCUGUUUGAUGUUCUGCUUCCUUAACACUUCCGGAAAGUGAUAAGGACGAUGAUGCACAACCCAUCAAAAAACUUGGUUUUGGUUUUCAAAAAUCAUAGUUACUCACUUUCUGCAUUCUGUUUUUGUCUAAAUGUUUUGUAAUCAUUAAUUCCUACCACUAAUUGCACAGGGGGGGGGUAUCGUUUUUUUUUUUCUUUUUUUUUUUUAUUGUUGUGAAUGGUCUGUCAGUGCCAUGGAAAUUGGGCACUGAUUAAGAGCACUUUAACUUUAAUGUGCUUAUGUUAGUGGAAGCAACAGAGGCAAUACAUAAAACCUGCUACACUGGGACCAUUGUUAUUAGAUAAACACUCUCCUUUAUAAAAAACAAAAAAAUGCUCACUUUGUCUAAGCCACAUUUGCUCUUGAGAGGACAGAGUAUUUUAUGACCCCCAUCAGUGCCAUUGGAUUAGGUCAUGCUGGCUUGUUGUGGGAGGCCUGCUUGAUUCUGGAAUGAUUUUAGUAGUUAAUAGUACUGGAUCAGUUCAGAGACAGUAAAACCCAGCAAUUAGUUGAAUUCAUUGACUAAAAUCAAGAGAUUUGAUAGUGAGAGAGGAAAAGACCCUAUGUAUAAUAUUAUUAGACACAUGUGUAAUUCUUGUGCUGUUUUCUCCUCCGUUUUGUCCCAGCAUCCACACCGUGUAAAAAGACCCAGUCACUAAAUUCACUCAAAAAUAAAAAUCAUGUCAUCAUUUACUUAAUGUGCAUGUCAUUUUACACUCAUAUAACCAUUCACUUUCAUUGUAUGGAAAAACAUGCAAUGGAAGUGAAUGGGGACUAAGGCUUUUAGUCCUUAGCAAUACUGCAGAACAUGUCCUUUUGUGUUCCACUGAAGAAAGUUACUCAUAUGGGUUUGGAAUGACAUGAGGGUGAAUAAAUGUUUUGGGUGAAAUAUCCCUUUAAACAAUGUGCCUAAGCUUUUAGUUCAUCAUAUGGUGCAUAGAGUAGACAUGUUACUAACAGUAGUCCAAUUGGAAAAGACCAAGUUUCCAUGUUCCAGCGACUGUCUGCACCGAGAGUCAAUGGCACCAUGAGAGAGACAAAGUCAUCCUCUUCAUGGGCCUGGUGCUAAUGAUGUAAUGUGAGUACUAGUAGUGAUAUGGCUAAUAAUUCCCAAACCUUUCUGACUUUACCGUCUUGUUUUUAUUGGAUGAGACUGAGCAGUUACAAUUGUCAAAUGCUAACAUUAGGCUAAUCUCAGACUCACAACACCCAAACAGCAGUGUGGUACAGUGCAACUAUAACCAGCUUUGUGUGCACGCGUGCGUGCGUGUGUGUGUGUGUGUGUGAGAGAGAGAGUUGCUCUGCCCCUGUCCUCCCUGUCAGCUGUAAGAGACUUCUGCUGACCUGAAAAGUUCUGUUUUAUCUGCUCCUCCCAGGCAACACAAUCCACAGUUGAUCCUGAUGCAUUUAAAGUUGUCUUCCUGCAUGUCCUAUUGAGUCUUCUUUUUGUCCUUGCACAAGAGAGGAUGUCAGGGACAGGAGGAGGGUCUUUGUAUUCUCACUCCCUCUUUCUGCAUAGUGUGGGUGAAAUUAGUGCAACUUAAAACCGCUGCUGGGAUGGUGGUAGUGAAGCAGUUUGACAUGGCAUCAGAUGGAUCUGAUUUUGAAGGGGCCAGUUGUCCUUUUUGCUGCUUUUCUGUAAAAGUGUGUCAUUCUUGGCUUAGCUCUAGACACUCUUCAGUGCACUAACCCAUUAAACUUAAUGUGUACCUAUAUACCUAGGUGUUACCUAUAUUGGGGAAUUCUCACGAAACCUGAAAAGAAGAUGUCCUUGUCGUAUUUUACUCUAAAAUCAAAUAGAAAUUAAAUAGAAAAUGAAUGCCUAUUUUGGGGACAUCAAGAUUUUUUACAUUUUUUGCAUUAUUUUCUUGACCGCUACAUACUUUUUUUACCCCCAAAUUCAUAGUAGUACUCCCUUGGUACAGAUUUAAAUUUUUGCAGAUUAUAAUUUUUUUUUUUUAAAUCACAGAGGAAUGAGAAUCAUUCUAAGGGUGAGCAAAUGUAGAGUGAGAAUUAUAAUUCCUUUGUGUCCUGGAAAUAAUGUCACAAUGCAAAAAAGAAUGUUAAUGGUCCUAAAUGUAGACUUUGUUUUCUUUACGCAAAAUAUGCUAAUUUGGGAUUAAAUAUAACCAUGAUAUUUUUUUGAUGGGUUUCAUGAAAAUUGCCCGUUUUCAUCAGGGCUGGAACUUUUGCUUAGAGAAGGGAAAUGUGGUGCCUAUUCUCUCUCCUUUUCCCUAGUUUUACUUAAGUAAUGGAUUAAAAGUAUAUACAGAUAUUUUAAAAUUAAAUAUUUUUAAUAUUAAUAAUUGUGAAGAAAUGCAAUAAUGUCCUUGGGCUUAGCUACAUAUAAGGAUGACCCAUGUGAAGAACCUUGCCUGAGAGGAAGGUUUCAUUUGAAACUGUAAACAGGGGAGGAGGAUCAUUCAUGUUCACAUCAUGGAUUUGGUGCAAUGUGUCAUAAAGGUUUAUGAGAUAAACUAUGGAUUAAUGUUACCAAAGAUUCUGGUUUUCACUGUCAUCAAUUGAGAAUGGAGAAUAUGUUUCAAUAUAAUUGCAUUCAGAUGUCAUCCAUGCAAAGUUACUGCAAAAAAUUAUCAAGAAUUGCAAAGUCAAAAAGGGGCCUAGUUUUAGACCUAAGGUGCUAAUUGGCUUACUGUAUGGAUUUGGUCAUUAACAUUUACAAGUGCCUUUUUUAGAACCCUCUCCUCAAAUAACCUAACUAGUGGUCCCCAGUCUAGUUAAAAAGAUAGUUCACCCAAAAUUUUUUAUUCUGUCAUCAUUUAAUCGCCCUCAUGUUGUUCCAAACCUGUAUGACUAUUUUAUGGUACAGUUGUGCUCAAAAGUUUGCAUACCCUGGCAGAAAUUGUGACAUUUUGGCAUUGAUUUUGAAAAUAUGACUGAUCAUGCAAAAAAACCACAGCCACAACUGCCAGAAGAAUUGUUCG
Molecule: messenger RNA, 7368 nt
Organism: Myxocyprinus asiaticus (Chinese sucker)
Lineage: Eukaryota; Metazoa; Chordata; Actinopteri; Cypriniformes; Catostomidae
Product: suppressor of cytokine signaling 5-like
Exons: 2
Coding region: 321-1907 (528 amino acids)
Biological process (GO): phosphatidylinositol phosphate biosynthetic process; intracellular signal transduction
Cellular component (GO): phosphatidylinositol 3-kinase complex
Molecular function (GO): 1-phosphatidylinositol-3-kinase regulator activity
Source: RefSeq, a predicted model, not a curated record